Messenger RNA from Podarcis raffonei (Aeolian wall lizard), 2541 nucleotides. RefSeq names its product vomeronasal type-2 receptor 26-like. Gene Ontology annotation, molecular function: G protein-coupled receptor activity. Gene Ontology annotation, cellular component: membrane. The record is from RefSeq and is a predicted model, not a curated record. The transcript is spliced from 6 exons. The coding region runs from base 1 to 2523 and encodes 840 amino acids. Gene Ontology annotation, biological process: G protein-coupled receptor signaling pathway. Lineage: Eukaryota; Metazoa; Chordata; Lepidosauria; Squamata; Lacertidae.
AUGUAUCAUCAGCCAGGAGAGUUCCUCAUUGGUGGCAUAGUUUCCCAUGGUGGCUUCAUCUCCUCUCCAGCAACAUUCACUGAGGAACCCCCACCAGCGCUGCCUGAAGAACUUGUGGUGGUGCCUAAGGUUUACCAGCACAUCAUGGCCUUGGCAUUUGCAGUCAAGGAGAUCAACAAAGACCCUCACAUCUUACCCAAUAUCACCUUGGGUUUCCACUUGUAUGACAGCAAUAACAAUGCAAGAAACACAUAUUUUGCCACACUGCUGCUUUUAUCCAGGGUGGAGAAAUUUCUUCCUAACUAUAUAUGUGAUGUUGAAAGUAAUCUGGCAGGGGUCAUUGGGGGACUUGAUUCUGAAAUCUCCUUUUAUGUGGCAACUGUUUUGGAUAUCUAUAAGAUUCCACAGCUCAUUUAUGGCUCUGCUCCGGUGAUGAAUGAUAAAAGCCCAGGGCUUCCCUUCUACCAGAUGGCACCCUCGGAAGCCCUUCAGUAUGAGGGAAUUCUCUCUUUGCUUCUGCAUUUCAGGUGGAUGUGGAUUGGAGUCAUUGCAACAGACAAUGACAAUGGAGAAAGAUUUGUGCAAACCAUUUCCCCAAUGUUUACCAAGAAUGGCAUCUGCUUUGCAUUCCUAGAAAGAAUCCCCAAUUUUAGUUUUAUUUCUGAAAUUACUGACAUGCUACAACAGGGUGCAACAAUAAGCCAGAAAAUUUUUAUCAGCAAAGCUAACGUAGUGCUUGCCUCUGGAGAAUCUUACUCCAUGGCAACUUUUAGAUGGCUUCCAAACCUAUCAGAACACGAUGACAUAAAAAAUAAUGUAAAAAGUAAAGUAUGGAUAAUAUCAGCCCAGGUUGAGUUUGCUUCAUUUGUCUUUCAAAGGAACUGGGAUUCAAGAGUAUUCAAUGGUGCUAUAUCCUUUGAAAUUCACUUCAGAAACCCACCAGGAUUUCAUCAGUAUGUUGUGCACAGAAACCCUUCCAGCACAGAUGGAGACGGCUUUAUCAGGGAAUUCUGGCAACAGGCCUUUGAAUGUGUACUCCCAGAUAUCACUGCAGACAAGACAGAGGGGAAUAUUUGCUCCGGAGAAGAGAAACUGGGGGACCUUCCUGGAUCACUUUUUGAAGUGAGCAUGACAGGCCACAGUUAUAGCAUCCACAGUGCUGCCUACUCCGUGGCCCAUGCUUUACAUGCCAUGUCUUCCAGACUCAGGCACAGAGGAAUAGCAUUCAGAGUGAGAGGGAAGAAUCUGAAUCAACAGUCUUGGCAGCUCCAUAACUUUCUGAGAAAUAUCUCAUUUAACAAUACUGCAGGAGAUGUGGUCUUCAUCAACCAGAAUGGAGAGGCAACAUCUAGCUUGGAUAUUGUCAAUUGGAUCAUAUGCACCAACCAAAGUUUGCACCGAGUGAGAGUUGGGAGGAUAGAUCCACAGGCUCCUCCUGGCCAAUCAUUUCUCCUUGAUGAAGAUGCCAUCACAUGGCACAGUUGGUUUAACCAGACUCAGCCUCUUUCAGUCUGUACUGAGCGUUGUCUUCCAGGAUCCAGCAAGAAAGUGAAGGAGGGACAGCCACCUUGCUGCUACGAUUGCAUCCCAUGUGCAGAGGGGAAGAUUGCAAACCAGGAUGAUAUGAAUGACUGUAAUAAAUGCCCAGACAAAGACUAUCCAAGCAAGAACCAAGAUGCAUGUCUACCCAAGGAUAUCAGCUUUUUGUCUUAUGAAGAACCUUUGGGCAUCAGUUUAGCCUGCUGCUCUCUUUCCCUUUCCUUGAUCACAGCUCUGGUACUAGGUAUAUUUAUGAAACACCAUGACACACCCAUUGUCAUUGCAAACAACCGAAACCUCACCUACACUCUCCUCAUCUCUCUCCUGCUCUGCUUCCUGUGUGCAUUGCUCUUCAUUGGCCAACCUGAGAAGGUGACGUGCCUCCUCCGACAAACAGCUUUUGGCAUCAUCUUCUCAACUGCUGUUUCUUGUGUCCUGGCAAAAACCUUCACUGUGGUUUUGGCCUUCAUGGCUACAAAACCAGAAUCCAGGAUGAGGAAAUGGGUAGGGAAAGGACUAGGCCACUCCAUUCUCCUUUCCUGCUCCAUAGUCCAAGCAGGAAUAUGUACUGUGUGGCUGGCAACCUCUCCCCCAUACCCAGAUGUGGACAUGCACUCAAUGACAGAAGAAAUUAUACUAGAAUGUAAUGAAGGGUCUGUAACAAUGUUUUAUUGUGUCCUCAUGUAUAUGAGCUGCCUGGCAACUGUAAGUUUUGUUGUGGCUUUCCUCGCCAGGAAGUUACCGGACAGUUUCAACGAAGCCAAGUUUAUCACCUUCAGCAUGUUGGUCUUCUGCAGUGUUUGGCUGUCCUUUAUUCCCUCCUACCUGAGCACCAAGGGGAAAUAUACUGUAGCUGUGGAGAUCUUCUCCAUCUUAGGCUCCGGUGUUGGGUUGCUGGUUUGCAUCUUCUUCCCCAAAUGUUACAUAAUCAUUCUGAGGCCAGAGCUGAACAAUAGGGAACAGCUAAUAAGGAAGAAAAAUUAAAGAAAUAAUACACCUGUC